AUGUAUGGGCACAUUAUUCAAAUUUGCCGCCAUUUUUUACUCUCAUGAUUUGCUUGACCGUCUGUAGUUACAUUAUCUAGGUUAUUAACAUGACAAGUAAGUGCCUUACUUGUUAUGGCUGAUGUAUUUAUUGGGUAAAAUAAAAAUCUGGUACUGGCAACAUUUUCAAGUUGUCAUCCAACAAACCAAAUGCUAACGGCCGAAUGUGAUGCUCGUGUGUUCUUUUUCUUUUCGCUCCUUUUUUGCGUCGUUGUCAUUGCAGUGAAAGUGUUUCAUUUGAAAAUUAACUUAGUGAUCGCGAUCGCAAGUAUACCUACUAAAAUAAUGGAAGAGGAUACAGAAAACAUAUUGGUAUCCUGGGAUGUGCCGUCAGAAGUCGUCGAGAACUUCAAAACAACAUCAAACCAGAAGAGUUCAAUUUGCUAGCUGCAAAAAUUGUUUCUCUUUUCCCAACUGAAAGUAUAUAUAUCUACUAUAUGAAAGCUGUGCCAACAUGCAAAUCUGCUUCAAGAAAAUAUGUGCCCGCUAAAGGCAAAUUAGUGGACAAGGUUCGAAAUCUCCUGUACAUAUCAGGAGCAAAGCGCAGGAGCAUUAAAUCCACUUGCUCUAAUAAGGAUUCGGAUACAGAUGUAGAGUCUGUGGAAAAUAAUCAAGAGACUGCCUCAAAUGACGACGCUAUUUGGCUGAAACAUAACAAUGAGCCAUGGGACCAAGUUUGUGAAAGGUGGAAUAACACCUUUGAAUUAAGACACAAACAAAAAUUUGAAACUGUACAUGAUUUUCUCGAAACCUGGGCCAUUUUAAAAGACGGCAAAGCAGAUACUCUGAUACUUUUGGAUUUUGAGAAACAGUUUAAAGAGAAGUCGCUUAACUUCUUUAAAAACUGGGAACUAUUUUUCUCGAAACUUUUGAAGCUUAGAGAAAGUGUCGUGACAAAUGAUAAUGCAAAAGCAUUAAUUGAAGGAUUAGGGAAUAUCAUUGACGAUGACAAAAAAAUUCCGGUGCAGAUUUACCUGCUAGGUUUUUUAAUACCACCCAAAGGCCGAAAAUCUAGGAAAGUCAAGUUCUCAACCACUGAAUCAAUCCAGGGCUUAUUAGUUCAGAUAGAUGACGCCGGAGAUAUCGACAGCGUAAUCGCAGCCCAGAAAGCUAAGGCUGCAGCCCGGAAGGAUACCGUUCAACCCUUCGUGCUCAUACAAGGACCGCUACAAAACUUCGCCCAGAUAUACAUCGUUAUUGAUGAUAUCAAAUACCACGUGCAUUCAGCUGCAAAGGCGUUCGACUUAUUGUUUAAGAUUUAUCACGUUUUCCACGCCAAGUAUCCCCAAGUGUGUGAGCACCUCCACAUAAUUAUUCAAAAAAAGUGUAUCAAAUCCAUACAGCGUAUGAUACAGUACCACCGUAUAUAGUUGACGUUUU
Leguminivora glycinivorella is the source of this 1419-nucleotide messenger RNA. RefSeq lists its product as uncharacterized. Lineage: Eukaryota; Metazoa; Arthropoda; Insecta; Lepidoptera; Tortricidae. The record is from RefSeq and is a predicted model, not a curated record. The coding region runs from base 477 to 1409 and encodes 310 amino acids. The transcript has 6 exons.